This is a messenger RNA of Vespa mandarinia (Asian giant hornet), 3454 nucleotides long. RefSeq names its product MICAL-like protein (gene MICAL-like). Lineage: Eukaryota; Metazoa; Arthropoda; Insecta; Hymenoptera; Vespidae. Gene Ontology annotation, molecular function: protein binding. The record is from RefSeq and is a predicted model, not a curated record.
UAACAAAUUAUACUGGACAAAGAUUGACGAAGGAAAGAAGAAGAAAAAGAAUAUAUAUUAAGAAGAUAUUUUAUCAAUUUUUCGUUUUUAUCACAACGAGAACUUAUCUGUGAGAACGCACGUGACACAGCGUGUUUCUAGAAGAAAUCACUUAGGAAAAGCAUUGAAGGAGGAAGUCAAAAUGAGCGAAAAACGUGGUACGAAAGCUCUCGAGCUCUGGUGCAGACGAAUAACCGAGGGUUAUCCGGGUGUAAACGUACAGAACAUGACCACCUCGUGGCGAGAUGGGCUCGCAUUUUGCGCCAUGAUUCAUCACUUUCGUCCCGACCUCAUCGAUUUCAACAGCCUUAACAAGGACGACGUCUAUGGAAACAACGAGCUGGCAUUCAGAAUCGCCGAGCAGCAUUUAGGAAUACCCGCUCUUUUGGAUGCCGAAGACAUGGCUUCCUGUUCCGUGCCUGAUCGAUUAUCGAUUCUAACCUAUCUCUCACAAUUCUAUCAAACCUUCAAAGGAUCGUCUCCUAGCCGUUUAGCGACGAACAGAACAGUCGAAACAACGGAAGAAAGAAUCGCCCCGGUUCCAGAAUCACCAAAAGCCAAGGUGGGGUCGCGUCUGGGAAUGCGUCGAGAUCCGUGCGCGUCGUGCGGACUUCCGGUUUUCCUCGCGGAGAAGCUGGUGAUCGGACACGCAGCCUACCAUCGUACCUGCUUCCGUUGUGCCCGUUGUGGGAACCAAUUGAUGCCUGACAGUUAUUACGAGACUGAGGAGGGCCAGUAUUGCUGCGAGACCUGUCCCGACGAAGAGAGGACCUUUUUAUCGUCAUCGACGUCGUCGUUAUCAUUAUUGACGAAUCGUCGUUUAGAAAAAGAUAGCGACAAAGGUAACGAGGAAGAACAAGAAGGAGAAGAGGAACAGGAAGAAGAAAUAGAGGUUGAAGGAGGAGAAGAAGAAGAAGAAGAAAAGGAAGAAGUGAAAAUGACGGAUAUGGUGGUGGAUAACCGAGUUUCCGGUAAUGGCCACCGAAGGUCUCUCAGUGAUGAAGAAAAAACAGAACGGAAGAUGGUAUUAGAAUUAAAGGACGAUGAAAAUGUCGUUGUUCUUGCUAGGAAACGAUCGGUAGACGCACAGAUACCAGAUCUGAUAUCGCAGACCUCACGAAUGAGGCUCGACUUUAUGGCGAGUCAAUUGUUCUCGGAGAGAAAUGACGAGAAUAUCGAGGAUGAAAGGACAAAGAGAAAUAUAUUCUCUGGAGAGAAGAAUGAAGAAUUAGAGGAAGGAGAUGAGGUGGAGGCGGAGGCGGAGGCGGAGGCGGAGGAAGAGGAGGAGGAGGAGGAAGAGGAAGAGGAGGAGGAGGAGGAGGAGGAAGAGGAAGAGGAGGAAGAGGAGAAGAAGAAGAAGAAUAAGGAAGUCCUUCGUACGGAGGAAUCGACGAAUCUCGAUGACCGACCUCGACCGAGAUUGUCGAGUAUCGAAGAUACCAAGAAUUCCAAAGAGGAAGCUAUUAAUAAUUCGCUUCCAGAAUCGGAGUCAAUUAUUCAUUCGAAUUGCUCGGCGACACCUUUGCAAAAUGAAACGACGCUUUCGCAUAGUGAUUCGAAUAAAGUUCAAAUACCGUCCCCACCUGUAAGAGCAAACAGGAGAAACAAUGUGCCAAAGGAGGAAGCUAUUAAAUGUCCCAUGGAUGAGAGUAACGAAACUAAGGAUGAUCGUAGAAUCCAAGAUUCUUUAAAUAAUUCAGUUGGCAGCCUUACCUUCUUAACUGCUCAUGGGACAAGUGAAAAAUAUCCAGAAGAAUUAAAUCCCUUUAAAAGCGACGAAGAAAAUGAGGAAGAAUAUCAUACUGUUGUGAAUAAUAGCAUUAAAAGCAUUAGCAAGAUCUCGACUAAUCCGUUUGAUGACGAUAUUACUCAUGAUGAAGAAGACGAAGAUAAAGUAGAAAAUGAGCUUCCUUUGCCAGAAUCGAAACCACCAGUCACGGUUCUACCGGCUAAACGGCGUUUGACUGCACCACAGAUCAGUCUCAAUCCAUUCUCCAGUGACGAGGAAGAUGAACAUGAAAGUGAUACGGAGAAUAAACGAAUCGUGGUAUCUGGUACAGUGCCUAUACCCAAGCCACGUACUAUCACAAAUACAACCGAGCUGGGAUUGAUUCAACGAAAAUCCAAUUUGAAUCGUAGAGGCGUUUAUGCAUCAAAUAGCUCAAUAACUAGUUCGGAAUCGACCUCAACGCCAGGUGGAACAUAUAGGAAGAAAAAACCAGCACCGUUGCCACCAACGGCCAAGGAACUGUUCUCUUCCACUGGCUAUCGUAGCGUGUCUCCCCGUACUACACCACGAACACGAAAGGCGAAGCCAGCUCCUCCUCCACCUAUACCUACGAGCACUCCGAAUGCAUCCGUCAAUACUUCUUUGGUUCUUGAAGAAUCUCCGAUAAAUCAGGCCGAUGAUAUCGGCGAUGAUACACGUGUAAAUAUGUGGGAAGAUCAGAAGAAUAACAAGGACGAGGCCAACAGAAACAGACAGAGUUUGACUAGUGUUUCCUGCGUAGAAAGCCCACAAUUUAAAUCUUAUCCGGAUAAGAGUGUUCAAGGAAAGUGGAAAAGGAAGAAGGGACCAGCGCCGCCACGUCCUACACCACACCGUAGAAAAAUCAAAGUUAUGUCCAUGAAAGACGUCAAAUUAGAAUUGGAUGAAAUAGAAUUACAACAGCAAGGUUUAGAAAGACAGGGUGUACGUUUGGAACAAUUAAUUAGAGACAAAUGUGAAACAGGGCCACGAGUUGAUGAAUCUUCUCUCAGUAUGGACGUCGAAGAACUCAUUUUAGAAUUAUUUGCUUUGGUCAAUGAAAAAAACGAAUUGUUUAGGAGACAAGCUGAAUUAAUGUUACUACGUAGGCAACAAAGAUUGGAAGAGGAACAUGCUGAUGUUGAAUAUCAAAUACGUUGUCUUAUGUACCAACCAGAAGCUACAAAAACGGAUUUCGAUAAACAGAGAGAAGAGGCUUUAAUACAAAGGUUAGUAGAAAUCGUAGAAAGGAGAAAUGAAAUAGUAGAAUGUUUAGAAAUGGAUCGUAAAAGAGCAGUCGAGGAAGAUAAGAGUAUUCACAAACAUAUGGGAUUAUUUGCUGCUAGAAACAAAAGCGAUGCUACCAAUAGUAAUAAUGAUUCUUCUUCUAAUUCCACAAAAAUGAAAAAAAGUAAAAUAAAAGAAAAGAUAAAAGAGAAGAAGUUUAAAAAAUUAUCUAAAAAGGAUGCCGACAAGGACGUGGAUGAGACUGAAGUGAAACUCAAACGCCACAACAAUAAGCGGAAGUGGUUUUGAGUUAUUAAAAUAUUAAUUGUUAAAUAUUAUUAGCUAUAAAGUUUUUUGCAAAUAAGCUAGUUAUCGUUUAAUACUUUUAUAAAUAUUUUUAACGCGAUUUGUUAUUUAUAAAUACAAAAGAUUACCAUAAAA